Stylophora pistillata is the source of this 833-nucleotide messenger RNA. RefSeq lists its product as uncharacterized. The record is from RefSeq and is a predicted model, not a curated record. Lineage: Eukaryota; Metazoa; Cnidaria; Anthozoa; Scleractinia; Pocilloporidae.
ACAACUGCUUCAGAGAUCAUUUCUAGGAUCUUUAUAAUUGGUUCAAGUGUCGAGUCUAAUAUAAACAAAGGCUGAUUUACAAGCCAUCUGUCUGAGGCGGAGAGCAGAAAAUGGCAUCAACCCUAUACGAGAACGUGGAAGAUUGGCACUCAAAUGAGGAUCGAAAAGAUUUACUCUCAUCUGGCGAAAUAGAGUCACUUCAGGUCAAAGGAGAUAUCGAAGAGCACGAUGAUGGAUAUGAAGAAAUAUGUCCAAAACAACAACCACAGGAUGAAAAAACUGAAAGAGAGCUGGAUGGUGUGGAUGGAAAUGCAAAGGAAAAUGGUCACGAGUGUAGUGAUGAAAACGGCAACGGUAUUGAUGAAGAACUCGAUGAAGAUGAGGUAAAUGAUGACGAAGAAACAGUGAAUGGCAGUAAGCGUGACCAAGAUGAUCAGGACAAAGACGAAAGCGUCGAGACACUUGCCGAAACGAACGGAGAAGAGGCCACAUCAUCAGUACCUUAUUAUGGAAGAACUCUGGUAGCUCCCGAGUAUAUGAACUUUCUUCCUCCCGAAUUCGAAGAAACUUCUCAGGCUGGAGAGGGGAAUGAAGCAGAAAAAGAUUCUGCCCAAAGCACCUUACUGAAAGAAUUCAAAGAUCAAAUUAAAGAGGACCGCAAAGAAGAUCAGAGGGCAGAAGAAACAUCCGUUCAAACUGUUGAGAAUGAGAAAGAGAAUGAAGACGACUUAAGUUCGCCCGAAGAAGAAUUGGACGAAGUUGAAAGUGAAGUUGAAAAAAAAGAAGAUGGAUGACAGUCUUGUACCGUUGAGAGGGUGGAACAGAGCGAAGGA